AUGGAAGUCUCUAAUGAAAUAAAGGAAGAUAUUCGUAAAACGCAAUCUGAUUUAAAAAAUGCGAUACGAGUCCACCAGGUUUGGGUUGCACGUCUUCAAGAAGAUGAAAAUAAUAUGCAUCUCAUCACAAAGGUUAAAGAAGCUGAAAAAGAAAUUAUAUCCAUUGGACAGACACAAAAACUGGUUGUGGAUAGACUCCGAAGAGAAUUAGAACUAUAUCAACAAAGACUAAAAGCAAGAAAUAAGCAAAUUAAUAUUGAAAAUGAUAAUCGAUUUGUAGCUCAGCAGUUAAGAGAGCACCAACUUCAGUUUCGUAACAGGAACAGGACUCUAUUAAAACCCUCAGUGCUAAAUGAGAUUCAUGUCAAAACAGAAAACAAUGAUAAUUUGAAGGACAGCAUAUCAGAUUCAGAUAAUGAAUUGAAAUCAUCCAAUGAGAAAGAAAAUUCAAAUCACAGUGAAUCAGACGAUAGAGAAAAAUUCAGAAAUGAGUCUCAUAAACCUUCAGUUCAUGAGAGUAGAAACAAUUUUGCAAAUGCGCUUAAUAAGUUUAAGGAACAGUAUAUUGAGAAGAAACUUCAAGAAUGUGAAUGGCAGGAACAAAGAUCUGACUCAGACUCUUCUCAUGGGAUGGAGCUUUCCCCUACACCUUCACCUCCACCUUUACCACAGCCUGGAGAACCAGUUACCCAAGAGGUUUUCAUGAGACUCAUCGGUUUGGUAACGCCGUCACAAAAGGAAGUCUUGGAAAAGAAAAGGAAUGAACGUCGCAAAAGGUCUACCACCAGCACAAAUAGAAAUGAUUUCUUGUAUGGCAACUUCGAUAUGAUGCCUAAACGCAAAAAAUAUAAUCAGUUCCCAUAUCUUCAGAGUCAUAAUGAUCCACCACAAACGCGCUCAGCAAAGCUCAGAAAACAACAGAAACAUCAAAAUAAAUCAUCGAGAGAGGGCUCACCAUCAGAAUCAUCUACAGAAAAUAAAAGUAGCUGGAGUAACAAACCAGCUUGGGUGGCAUCUCUACCUGCUGGUCUAUCUGUGGAGCCUGUGUAUUCAGCAAAUAAGAAAAUUUGUCAUAGUUGUGAAAGGAAUGAUGUGCCGUCGCUGUUAGUGUGGUGUGUGGCGUGUUCAGUGUGGCAGCACACCGGUUGCGGUGUGGAGGGUAGCUGCACCACCUGUCGCACUCCGCUACCGGAGCCGGCGUGCAGUCCCCACGCGAAUCAUGAGCGCGACUCGCAGCUCUACCGAGAUAAAUUGGCUGAGCGUAAGCGGUUACAGGAAAGAAACAUCGAAUUAUGUAUAGAGUUGCGCAAACUGGAAGCUCGAGCUGCUUCACUGAAAGAGAACUUGGACGAGCACAACGCUGAGAAACGGCAACUGUUGGCCGACCAGAUCAAGACACAGAGAAACCUGCAGAAACUUCUAGACUUCAUAAGUCAGUUCAAAGAGACCUCGAUUAGUAUGCGCGCUACAUCUGCCAGCGAGUCAGGAAGUGAAAUGAGUAAAAGCAAUGAGGAAUGA
This is a messenger RNA of Diatraea saccharalis (sugarcane borer), 1518 nucleotides long. NCBI's taxonomy places the organism in Eukaryota, Metazoa, Arthropoda, Insecta, Lepidoptera, Crambidae. The record is from the annotation of a GenBank genome assembly.